Molecule: messenger RNA, 5493 nt
Organism: Bufo gargarizans (Asiatic toad)
Lineage: Eukaryota; Metazoa; Chordata; Amphibia; Anura; Bufonidae
Gene: CRISPLD1
Product: cysteine rich secretory protein LCCL domain containing 1
Exons: 15
Coding region: 249-1796 (515 amino acids)
Cellular component (GO): extracellular region
Source: RefSeq, a predicted model, not a curated record
UCAGUGCACGUUCCCCGGACUCCUCCUCCAUAGCUAGGAUCUGCUUUGAAAGCCCCGCUCUCUGAUCCGAUGGGAUUACUGAGUGACAGGCUCUGCUGCUGGUGCUAGCACCCGACUGCGGCUCAGACAGCCCCUGGUACUAAGUCGGUGCACUGCCCUGCACUUGCUUCCCACGCUGAGCAGAUAAAUUGUGGGAAUAAAUCCAAGCAGAUUGGAGGUCACCGUGGAAGAGUUUGAAGCCCCUAACCAUGAAUUGUGCAGCACAAGAGUGGCUCCGGCUGACUGUCCUGCUAUUCAUAGUUCAAACAGUUGCUGCAAUGCUCAUUCCUAAUGCCACCCAAUUAGAGGGCCUCUUGGAAAAAUAUAUGGAUGAGGAUGGAGAGUGGUGGGUUGCUAAGCAGAGGGGUAAAAGGGCCAUUACUGAGAGUGACAUGAAGCUCAUCUUGGAUUUGCACAAUAAACUGAGAGGUGACGUUUACCCUCCUGCCUCCAAUAUGGAGUAUAUGAUAUGGGAUGUAGAACUGGAAAGAUCUGCUGAAGCGUGGGCCACAACUUGUCUAUGGGAACAUGGUCCUGCAAAUUUGCUUCCGUCAAUUGGACAGAAUUUGGGUGCCCAUUGGGGAAGAUACAGACCACCCACUUACCACGUCCAGGCAUGGUAUGAUGAAGUCAGAGAUUACACGUUUCCAUAUCCACAAGAGUGUAACCCUUACUGUCCAUUCAGGUGUUCCGGCCCUGUAUGUACUCAUUAUACACAGGUCGUUUGGGCGACAAGCAGUAGAAUUGGUUGUGCUAUAAACCUGUGUCACAACAUGAAUGUUUGGGGGCAAAUAUGGCCAAAGGCAAUAUACCUAGUGUGCAAUUACUCUCCAAAGGGAAACUGGUGGGGCCAUGCUCCCUAUAAACAUGGCCGUCCUUGCUCAGCUUGCCCACCCAGCUAUGGAGGAGGUUGCAGGGAUAAUCUCUGUUUCCGAGGAGAUGGUUCAGAUUUGCACUAUCCUAUUCCUGAGCCUGAGGAAGAGACCAAUGAGAUCGAGAGGCAGCGUUCAAAGGCACUUGACACAACUUCACAGAGUAGAGCGAGGACCCACUCCCCAACAAGUUCCACUAGGACUGACAGCUAUGAUAGCAAUGAAGUGAUCAGUACAGAACAAAUGUCUCAGAUAGUAACUUGUGAAGUCCGCUUGAGGGAUCAAUGCAAAGGGACAACAUGCAAUAGAUAUGAAUGUUCAGCUGGCUGUUUGGAGGGCAAUUCCAAAGUAAUUGGAAGUGUAUUCUAUGAAAUGCAAUCAAGUAUUUGUAGAGCAGCCAUUCAUUCUGGUGUAAUAGAUAAUGAAGGAGGAUGGGUAGAUGUUACUCGACAAGGGAGAAGAAAUUACUUCAUAAAAUCUUACAGAAAUGGAGUCCAGGCAAUUGGAAAAUAUCAAUCAGCUAAUUCCUUUACAAUCUCUAAAGUUUCAUUUCAGGCUGUGACAUGUGAGACAACAGUGGAGCAAUUAUGUCCAUUUCAAACUCCAGCUUCGCACUGUCCAAGGGUGUACUGUCCACGUAACUGUGCCCAAGCAAGUCCACAUUAUGCUCGAGUUUUCGGGACCCGUAUUUAUUCUGAUAUCUCAAGUAUCUGCAAGGCAGCCCUUCACGCUGGUGUAGUCCGUAAUCUUCAAGGAGGCUAUGUGGAUGUUAUGCCAAUUGAUAAAAAGAAACACUAUUUUGGAUCAUCCCAAAAUGGAAUUACUUCAGAAAGUUUACAUAACCCAUUGGGAAGCAAGGCAUUUAGAAUAUUUGCUGUCAUCUGAGAAGGAAGUGGAAAUAUAAGAAGUCCAACAAUCCAGAAGAACAUGUCUCAAGAUUUGUAUAAAAGUGUAUUAUUGUACAGUCCAUAAUAUCUAUUGUAAGAACAUUUGUGGAUCAUAGUAAAACGAGGCUGUAUUCAUUAUAGAAUAUUAACUUUUUAGAGUUUAUUAAUUCCUGCUGUAUCUGACCUCUUCUUGGCAUUGAAGCUAUAGUAUUAGGAUCCACUGGUGUAUUCAGAAGUAUGCCUUAUUGUUCAGUUCUUUGGGUUGGGGCAGUCUAGCCCUUAAAAUCAAACACAAAAUGAAAUUAGUAAUACUGACCUAAAUAAUGAACCAAGCAACAUUUUAAAGGAGAGUACACAGUUAAUCCAAUUUUAGAUAUUCUAGCAUUGUAUUUGGCUUUGGGAAUGGGCACUUUUAAACCCCUUAAUGUAUAAUCUGCACCAUGUGGAGGAGACAACAUAAACUUCUAGUUCUUACAGAAUGUUUGAUCACUCAUAAAGGAGCUUGGAAAAUCUAAAAAUUCUUUGUCUAAUUAUGAAUCAAAGGAUUCUCAUGGACUUAAUGUAAGGCCAGUGGGGACUUCCUUUUGGGAUCCCCACUAGUCACCAAUCUUGAAGGGAUGUUGCUCUCCAUUAUUUACACAAGCACACAAGCACAGUGGCAUGUCCAUAUGGACAGCUGAGUAUUGUUCUGUAGUUUGUCCCAUCCAAGUCAAUGGAAAGAACUGCAAUUCCAGGCACAGACAUUUAUGCAAACAAGCCAUUGUAACUGUGUAAAUGAUCAAUGGGAUGAAGAGCUCUGCAGAGAACUGCAGCGUCUUCAUUUUGUUGAUAGCAGGGGGGCUGACAGUCAGACACCUGCUAGUCAAGCAUUGAUGAUUUAUUCUAAGGGUGAUCUGAUCCAAGUUCCAGAAAACAAAUGUAUCUAAUAUACUGUUAUAGUUCAAUUUCCAAGAGCACUGUGGUGAGGAUCAACAUAUUUGUGCAUACAUGUUCGAGUCCAAUCGUUCUCAGGUUCUAAUUUACAGAACUGUGAAAUGGUCAUAUGACCAAUUUACCUGUAUCUGCUACUAGAAAUAAGUGGAUUCCUGGUUCUUAAAAUUGAGAAGUGAAACUGUCAAGAUUUAUAGCCUCCUGUUGGUACGACAAUUUAAAGGUACAAUUGUGAUGACUUAUUAAGCUUUGAUAGGGCAGCAAAGGGUCUUCAUCCUGGAUGCAGGUUCCUUCACUUUUCUCAAGUGACUUUAUGAAAUCCCAUUAAUACAGUGCCGUUGUUUUCAGGGCAUAAGAUGACUUUGGUGGAUUUAUUUGUAUUCACUUUUUGUUUUGUUGUUCUGUGGUUGUCCUUCAGCAGUCUUCCACCUUUACUGUAAUGGUGAAGACUGCAAAAUUGACAGGAACAUGUACAAAUUUUGACCAUUACUUAUAAUAGAAGCAUUUCUAGGUGCAUAACAUGGAACUGCUUCUUUAAGGAGUAGAUUUACUAAGCAAACUGCUAAAUUAAUCUGGCACAAAUUAUGGCAAAAAAGCGGAAUACUUUGUAGCAUAAUUAUUAUAUUUACAGAAAAUUGUUAUGCACCACACGACCAUUUAGAAAUGUAUCUGAAAAAGAAGCAUGGCUAAGAAAAGUUGCACAAUGCACCCCAUUUAUUGAAGGUGUGCUCCAUUCUUUUGAUUCAAAAUAUUGAUUUAAAAAAGCCAGCCAAGGGGUGGCAUAAGGAAGAGAAAAACAAGAUGCAUCACAUAGUGUGUGUCACAUUUGGCAAAGUUUCUGCCUAUUUCAUCUGUAAUUUUAUCUUAACUCAAAAUCUGAAAGUAAAUCUUCCCAGUGUGCUAUCACAGGUUUUCAAUUUCUUUCUUUAAUUAUUUUUUACCGAUGUUGAGGUGCAGCUUUUUUGCCACACCACUACCGCUAUGUGUGACUUUAGCAUCAAACUUUUUACUACUAACGUGCAACUUUAUUUUAAUAGGGUUGUAAACACUUUCAAAUAUCCUGUGAGGGAAUUCUGAAUUAUUAAAUGUAAUCCAACUCAGCAAUUCAUGAUAGUAUUUUGCCAGCGUGGGGAAUCUUCAUAAAGAAUAUUUUUUUUCUAGAGAACCCAAAACACAAAGAAAAUGCAUAGGCAGCCCAUUUAUUUCAAUAGGCAAUGUAAAAUACUUUAUUUUCCCUGUGGUGAUACCAAAGGAAAAAUGAAUUCUUGCUGUCAGUAUCUCCAACAGAUGACUGGGAAUUCCAGCAGUGACACUCUCUGCUUAGCUUUAGGAUUAUUUGACACUUCUAUCAAAUGGAUUGUUAAAAAUGGAUUAUCAUGUAAGUAAAGUCCUGUGCUUUUUGCCACAGUCAAGUUAUUUUGAAAAGUGAGGAUUUCCAUUGAAUAUUCUUUAAAUGCCUUGAGUCUCAAACCUACAGUAGUUUCCUCUUCUUACUAUAGAAUCCCAUCUUGAGUCUUGACCCUCAAGACCAUAUUUGUUACAUAAAACCAAUUGAAAGACACAUAAUAUAAUACACAAAAAAUGUUAUCUUGACCUACAGUAUUACUGAAAUAUCUUAUUGCAAAUUUUAUACUGGAUUAGGAGAUCCAUUAUAACCCCAUUAUACCUUUUUAUUGGAUUUAGUGAAGAAUCAGUCAUAGCAACAACUUUGUAAGUUUGUCCCAUUGUGAUUUUUGAAUGCUGAACACAAUGGCCCUGAGUAUUGCCAUCCUGACCUUUUUGUGAAGUCUUUCUACUCCACUGUUGGACCGUGGUAGCCAUGUGUUUCAAUGUUCCUUCAUGAGAAGGUCCAGAAGUUCUAAACUUUGGACCAGGACUGAUGUCCACAGCAUGAGCUGUAAUUUCUAAGUCACCGUGGGAUUUUAAUAAAUGGGGUUGUCACAUUUUGGCAACUGAUUAUCUUUAAAAAAUAAAUAAAUAAAUAAGGAUGUGGUUAAAACCAAAGGACCUAUGGAUAUCAUAGAGGGAGUGUCCAAAUUGGUACCCUCUCUCUGAGUGCGGAGAGCUGCUAAUGAAAGACAGUUCUCACUCUGGUGGAAACAGCCCAUCCACACAGCACUUUGGCGCCAUUUAUUUGAAGGGCUGACAUAAUGCUACAUUUCCCAUGAGGUGUCAACUGGGGCUCAACCUUAGAAAUUGCCACAUGUUUCUGAAUCAAAAAGGGGGUUGAGACAACACAUUUAAAAUCUGUAUACAUAAAUGUUUGCAGUGGAUCAUUUAUUGCUGCUAUUUCUUAUAAAACAAUAUGUUGUUGAAAAUGAUGCUUAGGGUUUUUAUUGUGUAAAUAUUGUUCAUAUUUGAGUAGGAUUGUUACUUUUGUUAUAUAUUUUUAUGAUGAAUGAAUUUACUCUACAAAAAGUUUGGAACUUUUUGGUGUUUUUUUUUAUAGCCUGGCAAAUAUUCCUGCAGGCCAGGAAGUGUACAGCAAAGUAGUUUAUAAUGCCGUUAAUGUGCAUUCACUUUUAUUGUUGCACCCUGUCCACAUGUUGGUAUAAAAAUAUUACUUAUAAAACAUGCUUAUAUGAGAUAUUGCCUUCUAAAGGUUGAAGAUGUUGCAGCUGGAAUUUCUUUUGUAGUGCAGUUACAUUCUAUGAUUAUCUUCACAACACUAUUUUUACCAACUGUUAGUCACGUUCUUUUAAUGAAAUCUUCCUCUGUGUUGUAUUUUCUAUUAGAGAUAACAUAAUAAAUAUAUAUUGUGAGAA